Caenorhabditis briggsae is the source of this 2046-nucleotide messenger RNA. It is a transcript of the gene Cbr-mdf-1, whose product is annotated as Protein CBR-MDF-1. The transcript is spliced from 5 exons. Gene Ontology annotation, biological process: mitotic spindle assembly checkpoint signaling; attachment of mitotic spindle microtubules to kinetochore. Lineage: Eukaryota; Metazoa; Nematoda; Chromadorea; Rhabditida; Rhabditidae. The record is from RefSeq and is a predicted model, not a curated record. The coding region runs from base 1 to 2046 and encodes 681 amino acids. Gene Ontology annotation, cellular component: nuclear envelope; kinetochore; mitotic spindle.
AUGAAUUCCGAUGAUGAAGUUUAUGACGAUGAUGAGUAUGAGGAGUCUGAAGCAACGAUGUUAUUCAAGGAUGAAAUUCAGAAACAAUUCAAGAAGGAGUUUCCAUUAAAAGCAGAAACCGAGAAAAAACUUAGACAGUCAACAUUCAGAAAGCAUGCCCCAGUGGAAGCUCGGAAACUGAAUUUUGAUAUGACUUUGUCGCCGAUCGUCUCCACUGCCCCGUUUGAAUUGGCCAGCGCGAAAAAAGAUAAAGAGUCUGCACAACGACGGCUGACUGCUCUCGAAGAAGAGCAUCGUCGAUUAAAAGAAAGCGAGAAAGCAAAGGAUAUGAAGCUGGCCGAAAAAAUGAUUGACUUGGAGACGAUGCGAGAAAGUGUAAUAGAAUUGAAAGAGCAGAUUGAAAUACUCAAGCGAGAGAACGUUGAGACAGUAACAGAGUUCAAUCAAGUCAUAGAAAUGUGGACUAGCUUCGGAAAGAAAUACUACACAUGGUACACUAUCGCGAAUGCUCAAUUGGAGGCUGUACAGUCUUACGUCAGCAAUGAUGGGAAGUUCGACAGCCAACAAGAGGUUGCUCAACUCAAUGAGAUCCCGCAAAGAAUGCUCAGAUCUCUUGAAAACUUCGAAUAUGAUUACGAAACCGUUGAAAAAUUGGCUUCAGGAAGUUUACAACAGUACUCAGGUUCUGUAUUUGAAGUACGUCGAGUUGCCUCACCAGUUGCGACGAUUGAAGCAGCUAGACGCGCUGAUGUUUCUUCCGCCAACUUCACUCUUCCAGCAUCCAAUCUGACAGUUCUGGAUGAUCCUAACAACACUUUGCUUGACCAAACCAUGAUGACCGAUCGAUGUGCUGCAAAUCGAUCACUUAUAGAUUAUGAGAAAGACGAUAAGAUUCAACGGCUUUUGCUGGAGAAUAGUGUUCUUAAGGAUCGUUUAAAUGUAUCAAUUGGGCGUGCAGAUAAAUCUCUUCUAGUUGAAGAGAGGAAUCGGGAGCUCGAAUUCGAAAACAAAACUCUCCAAUCGCAGCUGGAUAACACUUUCGGAGAAAUCCAGGCGAUGCGAAUGGGUCAGGCGAGAGAUAUUUUCAAGAUCGAUGAGAAGAUUUCCACGGAAGAAGACAAUUCUGCUAAACAACUGAAGCUUAUCAACCGAUUAAAUGAUCUCAUUGUGAAGAAUAAUCAGCUUGAGAAAGACUUCGCUGCAGCCACGUCUCGAAUGACCAAAAUCAUGAGAGAAAGUACUGAUUGCGAGCGUCGAAACGAGCGUCUCGAAGACGCAUUCUCAAGUGAGAGGGUCAAGAGCCAACAGUUAGAGGCAGACAGAGAUCAAUUUGCUGCACAGUUAGAAUUAAAAACGGCAGAAGUCGAGGAGCUAAAAAGACAGUUAGAAGAAAAUCAAAAUCUCCUUUACGAAGCGCUAAACAAGACCAUUACAACUCAAUCAGAUGUGCCUUCUUCAUCAAUUGCUCCAACGGAUGCAGGAAACAAUACUCAGAUCUUCCACAUGGCUACGAACCCGUUACAAGAGGCUCAUGCAGAGUUCCAAGCAUCGGAAAGUAGAAAACGAAAGAUGACUGAUGCCCCAGAUGGAGAGCAGUACAGAGAGCAGCAGUUCGCAGAAUUGGAGGAGCGUCUCGAUAUAGCCAUACGCGAGAAGAAGGUUCUGGAGGACAGUUACAACCUUCAUAAAGAUCUUGCUUCCAAGUUCCGCCAACUUUGUAUUGCACUAACUGGUCUUCAAAUCAAAUUGAAAGAUGCCGACGAAGGAAUAUGUACUGUACAAAGCGAAUAUGAAGGAGGAUCCGAGAACUAUUUUGUUUUCAAGUACUUCUUUGGAACUUCUCGAAUCGAUAUGCUAGAUGUGAAGAGCGAUUCAUCAGAACAGAUGCUCAGGAAAUGGGAACCCCUCAUGAAGAAAUACAUUGGAGAGCGGAACUCAAUUCCAGCGUUUUUGGCAGCAAUGACACUUGAUCUGGAGCAAGAACGCGAAUUCGAUGAGACGAUGCAUGAACGGACUCAUACGUUCAGCGUUCUACAUGAAGAUUGA